UCUGUGCAGCUCAUGGGCGAUGGCGGCGGUGGCGGCGGUGGUGGUGGCGGUGGCGGUCAUGGGUAUUCGGCCUCGAAUUACGUUGGUCGGCAGCGCAGCGAUCAUGUACUGGUCCAGCAGGAUGUCGGUGGUGGGCUGCAGCACGACGGCGCUGUGCAGAGUGAUAACCACCACGGCACUCGGGCGAAACGUGCGCGUCUUCAGCACAACCAGACACAGCACCAAAACUAUAACCACGGCCCUGACGGAGAUUCCAUUGCUGUCAAUGAAACGAGCCAAGCACAUGACCAGCAGCUCCCAGCUUCCCGCGUUGGGGAAUCGACGACGGAAUAAGCGAUCGGGGACAGCGACUCCCUCCGUUCAACCAAGCGGCCAUGGCAGCACCAGCAGAGGCAGGGCAUAAUGAGGAUCAGAACUUGCAGCAGCACCAGCAUGAUCCGAUGCUGUCGUCCCAGUUCGAUCUCGACACGUGGGACUACGAGGUCGGGUUCUGGCAAAGCCUGGCGGACUGGUCUUCUGUUGCACUUGACAACAAUAACACUGGUGGGAACAGCAACACUGGGCUCGGAGGAGGUGGUGGUGGGGUCAAUUUGUAACAUGUGUCUGUCUCCAUUUUACGGCAUCGGAGGAGUCUACAUUGAUUAUAUGGAAAUAUAGAAUUGAGUCUAUGGAGGUCGUAAUAAAGUUUAAUUGUCCGU
Messenger RNA from Microdochium trichocladiopsis, 698 nucleotides. RefSeq lists its product as uncharacterized. The coding region runs from base 20 to 403 and encodes 127 amino acids. The record is from RefSeq and is a predicted model, not a curated record. The transcript has a single exon. NCBI's taxonomy places the organism in Eukaryota, Fungi, Ascomycota, Sordariomycetes, Xylariales, Microdochiaceae.